Messenger RNA from Aspergillus nidulans FGSC A4, 1728 nucleotides. Its product is annotated as protein asqH. The record is from RefSeq and is a predicted model, not a curated record. Bases 1 to 1728 code for a protein of 575 amino acids. Gene Ontology annotation, molecular function: oxidoreductase activity; FAD binding; flavin adenine dinucleotide binding. The transcript has 3 exons. NCBI's taxonomy places the organism in Eukaryota, Fungi, Ascomycota, Eurotiomycetes, Eurotiales, Aspergillaceae.
AUGGCUCUAUUUCGCUUGUCGGCGGCCAUCGUUGUCAUCUUCCUGUACAUCUGGAGCCCCUCUCAACGGAUCCAAUGUCGAUGUCGGUCAUUUGAGCGGUGCUGGCCAUCUCAACAAGACUGGUCCGCCCUUAACAACUCCAUCAGCGGCCACUUAGUGAACCCCCGACCCGUUGCCUAUGUUUGCCACGACCCUGACUUUGACCAUGAUGCCUGUGAGCAUGUUCGGUAUAUGGCCAACAACAGCCUUUGGCGUGCGUCGAUGCCAGGAGCACUCCAGAACACUGUCUGGGAGAGCAGCCUUGUCUCUACCCAAACCUGCCUCCCCUUUUCUGCACGAGAGCAACCCUGUAAUCAAGGCCGUAUCCCUUUGUAUGCGGCAGUAGUUGAGUCUAAGAAGGAAGUCCAGACGGCGGUUCGGUUUGCGAGGAAAUACAACCUCCGGCUCGUAAUCCGGAAUACAGGACAUGACGGCGCUGGCUCAUCAAGCGGCCCCGAAUCUUUCCAGAUAUUCACCCAUCGGCUGAAUAGCAUACUCUAUCACAGCAACUUUUGCCCUGGCGGAUCCCAUUCCAAAUAUCAGACGUGCGCGGGACCUGCCGUAUCCAUCGGCGCUGGCGUCAUGUUCCGCGAUCUCUACGCGCGAGGCGCCGAGAGAGGAUUUGUUGUCACGGGGGGUGAUUCUGGGACUGUCGGUGCCGCUGGUGGAUUUAUCCAGGGCGGAGGGGUCCCAGCCUUUAUGGGGUAUACGUGGGGACUGGCGGUCGAUAAUGUGCUUGAGUUCGAGGUCGUGGUCGCCACGGGCCAGCUCGUCAUCGCAAACGCAGAUGAAAACGCAGAUCUCUUCUGGGCUUUGCGUGGUGGUGGCGGCGGCAGCUUUGGGAUCGUGGUACGCGUGACGAUGAGGACAUAUCCCGAUCUUCCCACUCUCAAAGGAGAGCUCACUGUCUCUGGAAACCGUCAUGACCCAUCAUUCUGGACCGAGGAUAUCGCAGGGCUGCUCAACGCACUCCGGGCUUUCAAUCAUCUCGAUGCACCGGGUGUUUUCCGUCUCAUCCAAACCUCUGCUAAGGGUUCCAUUAGUGCGGUACUGGAAGUUUAUCUACUUAACAGAACACUGGCGGAAGACCUCACCAGGAUGAUGGGGCCUAUCCUAGGAACGUCGCGACGAAAGUACAACAUCUCCCCCAUCACUGUAGGCAAGAUAAGCUCGUUCGCCAACCCGAACGAACCCACAAUCACAGAGUUCUUUGGCUCGACCAUUCUCUCCCGGAACUUCUUCGAGUCUCCCAACGGUCCGCUGGUAAUGGCAAAGCGCAUGGCAGCCAUUAACUUGGACCCAGGCGACGGGCUGUUGACCAGCAAUCUCGGGGGACGGAUCAACAAUGAAAACAGUGAUUUACCACUCCACCCUGCAUGGAGGUCUUCCGCACACCUGGUCAGCCUCGUGGUUAAUGUUGAUACGUCGCUUCGGGCAAGGGAGCGUGCCAUGGUAAGGCUCACGGAUGAGUUGAUGCCAAUGCUGUAUGCGAUUGACUCGAGUCAGUGGGUUUCGUAUAGCAAUAUGGGCAACCCGAAUGAGCCCGAUUUUAAGGAGAGGUACUGGGGUAUGAGGAACUAUCGGCGGUUGGUUUCGAUUAAGAAGAAAUGGGAUCCAAAGGACUUAUUCAUUGCUAGGGUGGGGGUGAGGAGUGAUGGUUGGGAUUCUGAGGGGAUGUGCAGGACAUGA